AUGAGUGACGAGGAACUGACUUUGGAGGGCCGGGUGAAGUCACAAAUGGAUUUUUUCUUUGAGGACAACGAGGUGCAUGCACCUAAAGGUGAGGUACUGACCCUGGAGUCAAGAGUGACGGUUGUUUUUGAGGACAACGAGGUGCAAACACCUUAUGACGAGGCAUUGACCCAGGAGGGUGGGAUGCAGUCAGUAAAUGAAGUAGUCUUUGACCUUGAGGUGUGUACACCUGUAGACGCUGAUGCGUUGGAUGCUGAGAGCAUCAUGAGUAGCGAUUAUAACAUCGUGAGUGACGGUAGUAGCGAGCAGCUAUAUACACUUGUCAAUGUUUUGACCGGGGAUGUUGAAGAGCCGGUGGCUUUUUCAGCUAUACCCACAAUAAGUGCUUUGUUAGAGCUGGACGAGUUGCCCUGUUUGCCAUUGCCUUACAUGCAGGCAACAUCGCUGAAGUGGUCGUCAUACGACCUGAGGAGGAGUUGA
Peronospora belbahrii is the source of this 480-nucleotide messenger RNA. The record is from the annotation of a GenBank genome assembly. Lineage: Eukaryota; Oomycota; Peronosporomycetes; Peronosporales; Peronosporaceae.